GCGUGCGCCAACCCGCUAGGAGCCGGAAGCGGUAGCGGAAGUGUUGGCUUUAGGGAAGUCAGUCCGAGUUCGGUGUCCGAACUUCUGUCCCCCAUGGAGGGGUCUGGCGAGCCGCUGCUGGACGCCAAGUCUCAAGUCACCAACCAGCUGAUAGAUUUUCAAUGGAAACUGGGUAUGGCUGUAAGUUCCGACAAUUGCAGAUCUCUUAAAUAUCCUUAUGUUGCAGUCAUGCUAAAAGUGGCAGAUCAUUCAGGCCAAGUAAAGAACAAGUCCUUUGAAAUGACAAUUCCACAGUUUCAGAGUUUCUGCAGACAGUUCAAGGAAAUCGCAGCAAUUAUUGAAACUGUGUGAAAACUGAUUGCUUUGUUGAUAAACUGCUAAAAUCAUUC
Molecule: messenger RNA, 389 nt
Organism: Choloepus didactylus (southern two-toed sloth)
Lineage: Eukaryota; Metazoa; Chordata; Mammalia; Pilosa; Megalonychidae
Gene: COMMD6
Product: COMM domain containing 6
Exons: 4
Coding region: 94-351 (85 amino acids)
Molecular function (GO): NF-kappaB binding
Source: RefSeq, a predicted model, not a curated record